AUGGCCGCGACCUCCAGCGCCGGCACCGCCGCAACACUGUUGCCGCACCUCUUCCCGGAGCGCAAGCCCAUGACGCCCGGACAGAUCACCGCCGGCAUCAACGCCGCUCUGGAAGUCCAGAGGAGGGCUGUCACGUUCGGCAAGCGGCCGUUCGCAGCCGUCCUCCUGGGUCCCGACAACGAGACCGUGCUUCUCACGCACCAGAGCAUCGACCAGGUCAACCAUGCCGAGAGUUCUCUGGCGCGGCUAGCAUAUACUCAUUAUACGAAGGAGUUCUUGUGGCAGUGCACUCUGGUCAGCACUUGGGAGCCAUGCGGCAUGUGUACUGCCACCAUCUAUUGGGCACAUAUUGGUCGCAUUCUGUUUGCAGGGACGAACGAUCAGCUUUACGAAUUGACGGGGCCAGGCAACAAGGAAAAUUUCACAAUGGACUGGCAUACGAAGGACUUCUUGAAGGGGUGCCCGCAGAAAGAUGUUGAGGUUAUCGGGCCCUUGGAGGCUGAAGGCAAGGUGGUUAUGGAAGAGAGCGACAAGUACUGGAGUAAGACGAGACUUGCGUCAAGCUGA
Truncatella angustata is the source of this 567-nucleotide messenger RNA. RefSeq names its product cytidine deaminase-like protein. The coding region runs from base 1 to 567 and encodes 188 amino acids. NCBI's taxonomy places the organism in Eukaryota, Fungi, Ascomycota, Sordariomycetes, Amphisphaeriales, Sporocadaceae. Gene Ontology annotation, molecular function: catalytic activity. The record is from RefSeq and is a predicted model, not a curated record. The transcript is spliced from 3 exons.